AUGGCUACCCAAGCGGCUAUCGCAAACCCAGAGCCAUACGUUGAGCUUGAGCAGGAGUCAUCCCUAGUUUCUAUGCAGAGUUCGAAUCCUAAGACCCGAGCCUUUGAUCCUCUGGCUUUUCCGAAGUCGAGAAAGCGACAGCUACCUCCCAGCAGGUACCGAUUCCGAAGUCCCAGAUAUGAUCGCGGUCCCAUGCAUCCCCAUCAACCCCUCCAUCCUUCAGAUCCUGCCAGUCGAGAAUUUGUCCCUGGCCCCUUUUCGUCGCCUCGAGUCGAACUCGCCUAUCACAACAUCAUUGCUCCGGAUUUCAUGACAAUGUGCUAUCAACAUACGCCUCCCGGCUUCCGGCCGCCGGAGAAGGGUCCUCGUUUACGCCCGUGGAUCGGAGACAACCCAUAUUUUGCCAACAGACAGCUGCGUGGCCCGCGUGGUGGAGACGUGCUGCGACUACUGAGAAAACCCGUUACCUUUCGAAACGUGCCGAUGGUCGAGCGGGUCACGGUGCACGCGUACUGCAAAGGGGCUCUUAAAGGAGGCUCGGGCUAUCUUCAUGUCGCAGGUAUGAUUUUACAGGCGAUCACGAAUCAAAGAGUGGAGGUGCACAAGGCCCGAUCCAAUGAACAGGGGUGGGGUUUGAUCAGAGGCCGACCGGUCAGUCUCACAGUAGACUUGAAGAGUGAAGACAUGUAUCAUUUUCUGGGCAAGAUGAUCAAUGUUGUCCUGCCUCGUAUCAAGGACUGGAAUGGAGUCAGAGCCACGACUGGAGACAACAGUGGUAACCUUUCUUUUGGGUUGACGCCCGAUGUUGUUGCCGGCUUUCCAGAGAUUGAAAUCAACUACGACGCAUACCCGACAAAACUGAUACCUGGUCUUUACAUCACCAUCCACACCACUGCCAGCUGUGACAAAGACGCCAGACUCCUCCUUCAGCAACUGGGGAUUCCCUUUUAUGGCAAGGUUGUGGACUAA
This is a messenger RNA of Fonsecaea nubica, 969 nucleotides long. RefSeq lists its product as hypothetical. The record is from RefSeq and is a predicted model, not a curated record. Lineage: Eukaryota; Fungi; Ascomycota; Eurotiomycetes; Chaetothyriales; Herpotrichiellaceae. The transcript is spliced from 3 exons. The coding region runs from base 1 to 969 and encodes 322 amino acids. Gene Ontology annotation, molecular function: structural constituent of ribosome; RNA binding. Gene Ontology annotation, cellular component: cytosolic large ribosomal subunit; ribosome. Gene Ontology annotation, biological process: translation.